AUGAUGGCCCCGCCUCCGAAAAACUUAGCUCAACGCCAUCGUAACCUUGCGAACACAAAUUCCAUUUCUGAGUACGAGGCCGACCUUACAAGUAGCGAUCGUAACAAACAAAAAAGAGCAUUGCGGAUUUUUUUGGCAGAAAAAGUUAGAAGUGAUUGGUCAUUUCCUUGGCCCCCAGCCAAGGAUCCUAUAUCAGAAUCAGAGGAAAUAUCAACUUUGCAAGGUACAGACCAGAAGACGUCUAAAUUCACUGAUUGUGAGUGGAAAGAGCGUGACGAGUGGCUCAGUAACCUGAGUGAUGUUGGAGAGAAAAUUUUAUCUAACGCGUCAACCUUGCCCUUGUCACCCAAUUCACCCAUUAUUUCGUUAUCGAAUUCUUCUGGUAUCGAAAAAAUAGAGGACUCUCUCAAAGAAAAAAGGCGAAUAAUUAAAGAAAGUUAUGAAAAAGAAUUAUUGUGGAAUGAUGGACUUCGCUGUUUCACCGCUCGGCGUGAUGCCUGGACUCAGGCGCGGGUCACUUCACGGCCAGCACUCAAGUCUCCAACAAGUUUUACUCAAGUAGAAAAUGAAAAUGACGAAAAAGAUACCGGUAGCAAAGAGCUAGAAAUGGAAUUUGUGCUCGAAAUUCCCAUUGCAGCCUCCAUUAUCCCCGCUGAAAAUUUCGUUCGAAAAUCCAUCACACCUCGUGCCUACAGUGUUAUAUUUGAUAAGGUUGUGAUGAAUUCAAUAGUUCCAACAUGUCCUAUUAACUUAAGAGAUGUGACUCGUAGCUGUGUCGAAGGCUGGAAACGAAAUGGUGAAUGGCCUUCCUCAUGUAUUACUGAAAGCCUACCUCGCAAAGAGGGGACGAGAAUGAGCACAGCGAGUUUAUUUCCGGGAUGCGAGCCUGAUGAUAAUUCUUUGCGUAGCGAAAGUGUUCAGAAUGUUGAAAAUUAUGGUUCACUAGACCAUAAAGAUAAUGCUGGCGAUAUUGAAGAGAGCUACUCCAAACGAAAAAGCUUGGGCUCCUGCUUUAACAGGAUACUGGGACGAGGAUAA
Messenger RNA from Blumeria graminis f. sp. triticale, 1038 nucleotides. NCBI's taxonomy places the organism in Eukaryota, Fungi, Ascomycota, Leotiomycetes, Helotiales, Erysiphaceae. The record is from the annotation of a GenBank genome assembly.